This is a messenger RNA of Perognathus longimembris pacificus (Pacific pocket mouse), 501 nucleotides long. Its product is annotated as testis-specific Y-encoded protein 3-like. Bases 1 to 501 code for a protein of 166 amino acids. Gene Ontology annotation, cellular component: chromatin; nucleus. The transcript has 5 exons. NCBI's taxonomy places the organism in Eukaryota, Metazoa, Chordata, Mammalia, Rodentia, Heteromyidae. The record is from RefSeq and is a predicted model, not a curated record. Gene Ontology annotation, biological process: nucleosome assembly. Gene Ontology annotation, molecular function: histone binding; chromatin binding.
AUGCCUAGCACAUCCACAGCAUCUGAAGGCUCCUUGACCCAGGCAGUUUGUGAACCAUCCCAGCUGUCAGCAAUGAUCAGUGACCAAGAUGAAGACAUGCUUAGCUACAUGAUCAAUUUGGAAGUACAAGAACUCAGGCAUCCCAAGAGUUCCUGCAAAAUCACCUUUUACUUUAGAAAUAACCCACACUUCCAGAAUGCAGUGGUUGUUAAGGAAUUCGUCGUGGAUAUCACUGGAUAUAGGUUGUGCCAUUCCACUCCCAUUCAGUGGCGUGAGGAUUAUAAAAUUGAAGCUGACAGUCACAGAAACCACAACAAGAGCCCAAACUUCUUCAACUGGUUUACAGACCACAAUUUUGCAGGCUCAAACAGGAUCACUGAGAUCAUCAGAAAAGACCUGUGGCUCAAUCCAUUGCACUACUACAAGAUGAUGAAAGCACAUGAAGAGGGGGAAGAAAAUGAAUCCCCUAUGACUCCAGAUGCUUACCAGGACUUCCUGUGA